Bemisia tabaci is the source of this 4186-nucleotide messenger RNA. RefSeq lists its product as uncharacterized. The record is from RefSeq and is a predicted model, not a curated record. Gene Ontology annotation, cellular component: plasma membrane. Lineage: Eukaryota; Metazoa; Arthropoda; Insecta; Hemiptera; Aleyrodidae.
GGCGAGCCCACGUCGCCCACCUCGGAAUCCGAAAAACGCCCGCCACCGGAAACCCAAAGCGCCCCACCGCCCUGAAAACCAGUUCCGGUGCCGCCACCGGAAACCCCUGCUUCCCCCGCAACGCUUUUACCGUUGGCAGGUCUUCACGCCACUUCCGUCAAAAGUUCCAUACGUCGUCGCGAGUCGGGAAAAAAGUCCUAAACUACCUCGAAAAUUGCGUCACAGUGAGAAUUCCGGAAAAACGUAAAUAUCCCUUACCGAUAAACCUCCAUCAUGGGGCACUAACGCUCCACUCCCUGGCUGUACCUAACUUUUUUUUUUAAAAAAACAUAAAACAAAAUAACGCUCGGAAAUAAAGUCAAGGUUUGCCUUUAUGAAUUGUGGCUAGUGAACGAGGAAAAUGGUUACUCAAUAACUCCGAUUUCUAUCGCGCGAUUUCGUAAGUUGUUGAAGAUUUGCAACGUGAUUACUUAACCAAAUUGUCGUUUUUUUAAAGUUGUAUUACAUGUAUUUGGUCUUUAGUGAUUGGCGUUUGUGUAGUUUUACUCUCAGCCGAUAAUUCAAAUGUUUCCUGGAUAUUGUUUACAUUGAACAUCAGUUCCCGAUGAAAGUUUCACUGUUCAAACAGUUGCGUCUGAACCGGAUCCUACCGGAGAUAAUUCGGGCAGUGUCUCCCCUCGUUUCCUUGCUCAUCGCGCAUUUUACAUUAUUUUGUGUUUAUAACGUGUUUUGAAGUGCAUUCGUUCAAAUUUAAGUGCAGGACGUGGUGAAAAGAACAGAUUCUUAAUCAGUGUUUAUUCCCUUGUGGUACCUUCCUGCUGGCGUGAAAACACAGUCGGAGAGACGAAUAUUACAGGAGCCAGGUCGUUAGGUCCAGCGAUGAGACGGAAAAAAACGCUCGGCUACAACGCAGUGAGCAGAUUCUAAGCGGAUCGGAUGAAUCGGUGGAUGAGAAAUUGAGCUGUGACAAGCGAGAGAUACUGCAAGCGAGGCGAAAAUCGACACGACGGAGAGAGAUUCAUCGACUAGAUGAACGACUGCAUGGACGAGUGACUCGCUUGGACACCGCUAGAGCGAGGGCCCGGAGCCGGAAACGGAUGAGCGAAUCGGACCAACUCACAUCGGAAACAGGACGACGAAAACCCCGCUUGAGCCCCAGCCAGGUAAAAAAAAUUACCCUAACUGCCGAAAAAUCAAUCAUGUCCUGCAACUCUGCGAGGUGAUAUUCAUAUACCAUGGACCACUGCCUUGAUAAAUAUGAAGAGGAGGGACUCAACCUCUGAUAGAUCGCACUGCAAAGAGAUAAAAACUAUUUCUUGAAAAACUGUUGCUUACAUCCGAUUGGAAUGUAUCGUCAAACGUCGUGAUUGAGAGGAAAUCAUUCUGUUGAGUCUUCAAGACGAAAAAGUCGAAUAAUCAUCCAGGCAACGAUUCAAUAUGAAGAGAUGGUUCGAUAUGUUUCUGUUCGAAACCGAAAUGUGUUGAAGUCUGUAAAGCCUUUCCGAAUACAAUAGAAUUCUGCGGUUUUGGUUUGUUUCGACUGAGGACAUUUCUGCACGUCACGCGCCAAACCUGAUUCGAGUUAUCGACUAGCGACGAACAACGCUCUCGAUGUAGAAGCUGGAACAAAGUAGUGAUGAAAUCCCUCGCUCACGAUUGGUCGGGGAUGUAGGUUGCGUGACGGACAAGAAGGAAGGAAGCGCGAUCCCCGUUUUCAAUUGGCCAGUGAUGCAGGCGCCUCGCUCCUGAUUGGCCGGAUGUAGGAGCGGACCCCGGCGCGGAGCAGCGAGUCCCCGAUCCAAGUUGAAGUUGAGACAUGACAAUUAUGCUGAUUCAGCACCAACUCCUGCGAUCACGAACCGGCCAACUCAACAAGCUCGAGCGUGACGUCAUUAAGGACCAGCUGAUCAGGAUCAACCGGCUCUUCGUCUCCCGGAAGCGGCAGGCGCGCUCUGCCGCCCAGCUCCACACCUCGCCGGUGGCGCGCUCUAGGCUCCACUCCGCCGCGACUUCGCCGGUGGCGCGCUCCGCCUGGUCCGCGACUGCGCCAGUUACGACUCGCUCCGCCCAGCUUCACUCCGUGCUCGCGCUGUCUAUGAACAGGGCUAUGCGGUACUACCGGCUCUGGAUCUACACAUGCAACGCGGUUCUUCUCGUCAGCGUCGUGUGCUUCAUCAUCAUCGGAUCGAAAAUCAUAGUCUUCGAUUCCAAACGGAUGCUCAUUCCCAAUUUCACUCUGACCCAACCGAGCCUUAUCUACGCCUACUCGGCGCUUUUGUUCCAGUCCGGCUUUCUUCAGUUCAUUGGCUGCGUCGGCGCCAUUAAGCUCAACGAGAAGCUCUUGAAUAUCUACUGGCUCCUUCUUCUCCUCUUGCUCUUCGGGGAUGUCAUGCUCGGCAUAUUCUGGGUCUACAGGUAUAAGGACAUUAUGCAGCAGCUUGGUCCCGACCUCAAAUAUAGGCUCGUUUUUCAGUACCCUAGCGAUCCGAAUUAUAGAGAACUCUGGGAUGACACGCAGACUGAAUUCCAGUGCUGCGGCGUUGACUCCUUUCAGGACUAUAUUCUCUUCAACUCUUCGUACCUUCAAACAGACGCAGUCUCGUCGGCCUCGGGCGUUGAGAAGAUGACGACGACGGUGAGUCUGCCGGCCUCGUGCUGUCACGGGGCGGCGGCGGGGGGCGGCGGGGCCUCUGCGGGGGGUCCGGGGCGGCCGGUGGCGGAGGCGCUGCGCCCGACGCACUACGUCCACUCGACGACGACGACGACGACGCCGGCGCCGCCCUCGACGACCUCCGAGUACGAGCGGGACAUCUCCCUCUACAGCCAGAUCUUCCACUGCCCCGGGGCCGGGGCCGGGGACUGGGAGGCGCCGCCGGGCGCGCCCCACGCCCGCCCCCCGCGCCCCCUCGCCACCCCCUACAAACAAGGCUGCCACGACCGCGUCGCUCAGUGGAUCAAGUCCCGCGCCGACAUCCUCUUCGUCCUCGGAUUCUGCGUCAUCUCCUUCCUCAAGCUCUGCUUCCUCGGCAUUCUCAGGUAUGAAAUCCGGGAGAUGAUUCAGAAGAUCAAAAUCCUGCAAGAGAAGCGGGCGGAGAUCGAGGCGGAAGCGGCGUUCGCCAAACAGCAGGCGCCCAAACACUACGAGCACAACGGCGGCGUCAUCGGCGUUGCCAAGGAGACCAAUCAGGAACCAGGUCAAGGAAGCUGUCAAGCCCGACGGGACUUGCUCGGUUCGGGGAUGGACAUGGACCAGACGCGACUCUCCCCGGUGCUGGUGGUCAACGAGCAGGAGCGACUGUCGGCGGCGGCGGCAGGGCGACAGGAGUCGGGAACGAUGGAGAUGCUGGCGCCGGGAUACGCGAGCGCCACCUCGCGGCGGCCCCCGAUGACGCCGGCGCAGUCGCUCUCCUACUCCUCGGCCUCGCCGCCCAACGGGCCGGCCCAGUCCUACGUGAGGCGCGACUGCGAGGGCGACGACGACGAGGACGAGGAGGACUCGUUGCAGAACACGCCGCUCCUCUCGCACAGCGCCAGCAGCCCGGCCGCCGCCGCCUACGCCAACCCCUCCAAGUCCCGCCUCCAGAGGUCCUUCCUCUCCACCAUCCUCAACCACCGCGACUACGCCAACGACUCCGAUACCAAUUCGCACUGCGCCCUACUCAUCACUCAUGACGGCCUACCCGAUCCGGAGGAGGGCAACUCUGGCUCGGAGCGGAAGCGGAAGCAGGAGUCCUACCGCGGCUCCCACUCCACCAGCAACGGGAAGAGCAGCGGGAGCAACGGGAACUCGUACGAGAUGAAGGAGAUGAGCCGGAGCCAGGGAGCGUGCUCUCACUCGCACUCGCAGUCGCAGUCGCGCUCUCACUCGCACUCGCACGGCUCCUCGCAGGAGCUCUCGCCCGGGAGCCAGAUCUGACUACGGCGCUUCGUCAACGCCUGGUUCCGUCCCGCCGACGACGACGAGUUCGACCUCACCACCACCCGCCCCCGCUCCCGCUUCCCCCUCAACUUCAAGUACACCUACAAGAGGUCAAAAACUUGCGACUAAAAUACUCACCCGCCACCAGUGUUCCAAACUCACAACAGCCAACUCCGCCUAAAAAGUGAAGGCUCUGCGCCAUCCUGGCCCCUAAAAAUUGCCCCCCCCCCAAAAAAAAAAAAAAAAAAUUCUAGUUUUUCAGUUUGG